AUGGUGUCCGAGGCCUCCCCUGCCUCGCCUCGCGUCUCCCCGUUGCUGUCCGACCUCGCCGGCCGGCCAUCGAAGCCGCCGCCCCGGCCACUAUGCGCGACCUCCUGCCUCGUCCUCGUCUGCGAGGGAGACGAGCGACCGAAGCCGCGCGCCCAGUUCCCCUGCAUCGCGCGAGUCGUUGAGGUCCCCUGUGUCCAGCUGUCGCUCACCUUCAAGCCGCCGCCGCGUCAAGUCCCCUGCGUUCCCGGCCUCCUCCCCGCCAAGUUCGUCGCCGCCGCUCCCCAAGCUCCUCCAGGCCGCCGCGCAAGUCCGGUCGCCUCCUCCUCUGCUUCUGCUUCGAGCAGGUGGUCGACACACCGCAUCGAGCGCGCCCGCACGCCCGCGUUGACCUCUCCCCUCGCCAAGCCGCCCGAGCACCUCCUCCAGUUCGUCGCCUCGGUCGCCGCCUUGCCAAGCUCCGCUCGCUGCCGACCAUCGCCAGGAGACGCCGGCACCAAGUUCCCCUGUCUGCUUCCUCUGCAUCGAACGAGGCCAGCGCCAAGUCCUGCUCCUUCCCCUGCGUCGACCGCGUUGACCGCCCGCGCAAGGCCAGCCGAGCAAGCGUCGGCCUGGAAGCCACCCCACCGACUGAGCCGUGAGCCCACGAGGUGA
Molecule: messenger RNA, 651 nt
Organism: Aegilops tauschii subsp. strangulata
Lineage: Eukaryota; Viridiplantae; Streptophyta; Magnoliopsida; Poales; Poaceae
Source: RefSeq, a predicted model, not a curated record